AGGAUAAGAAAAUGCAUCAAUAGUGAAAGUUCUCAUCAACAAAUUCCAUGGGUUUCCCACUCCACCUUGUCCCCCACCUCUUGAUUCUUCCCAUCUGUGCACAACAAUCAGAUUCCUUACAUAAAAUAAAGCAUAACAGUAAUGAAACAGCUGUAUUAGGAGCAAGUGUGACCAUUUUCUGCAAUUUGACAACUCCAGCAAAUGUCGUGCAAAUCACCUGGCAGAAGAUCCAAGACUCUCUACCACAAAAUAUUGGCACUUACAGCAGUAAAUACGGAGAAAAGAUUCUUCCACCAUACAUAGACAGGCUGCACUGCAAGAUCAUUGAACCCAAUUGCUCCUUCCUGACAAUCAAUGAAGUAACAUUUGACGACGAAGCCUGCUACAAAUGUGUCUUUAACGUGUUUCCUCAUGGAAGUCAUGGAGGAAAAGUCUGCCUGAACAUCUUAACUGUAACUGAAUUAACAUCGGAACCCCGAUUCAGUCCUGACUCUGAAGGUUUUCUUAGCUUUAAUUAUUCAGCCGUGGGAAAACCUGCACCUCGAAUUUCUCUUUUCCCCUCACGGAUCCUGAAUUGUCCACCUGAGGAGUACCUUGCUCAGAACCCCAAUGGUACCAUAACAGUUACUAAAAUGUACACCAUCUCUAUGGAAACUGUGAGGUCCCUAGGACUCCAACACCUGAUUGUGCACAUGGAUCACCCUCUAAGGAAUGAAGAGAAGAUUGUUUCUCUGCCAAAAAAACAAGAAUGUGCUACUUGUUCUUCUACUUGCAUGUAUAUAGUUUCGAUGAUCUUCGUUUGUGUUUUUCUUAGCGCACUCCUCCUCAUUCUCUAUUUUGUUUGGAGAAAGAAAAAGUAA
Messenger RNA from Marmota monax (woodchuck), 860 nucleotides. Its product is annotated as OX-2 membrane glycoprotein-like. The record is from RefSeq and is a predicted model, not a curated record. Gene Ontology annotation, molecular function: cell-cell adhesion mediator activity. The transcript is spliced from 4 exons. Gene Ontology annotation, biological process: regulation of immune response; negative regulation of macrophage activation. Bases 48 to 860 code for a protein of 270 amino acids. Lineage: Eukaryota; Metazoa; Chordata; Mammalia; Rodentia; Sciuridae.